AUGGUCGCAACCCAGCCCGAAGGCCAGGCUGCUCCCCGGGCCGGCGUAAAUACACUUGGAAGUAUAACUCCAACUUCAUCAACAGACCAAAAUGCCAUCAGAAUCCAGCUCGUUAAUGGCUCAUCAGAAAUCAGUGGUAGAAUUGAAAUAACUCGUGGGGGAACAAUAGGAAGUAUCUGUGAUGAUGAAUUUGAUGACAAUGAUGCAAAAGUUAUUUGUAGAAUGAUGGGAUACAGUACUGGAGAAGAAAUUCCAAAUAUAUUUGGAGAUGGGGAAGGUGUCAUCUGGCUUGAUAACCUCAAUUGUACUGGAUCAGAAUAUGGAGUUGAAAUGUGUCCCAAUCUUUCUUGGGGAAAGCAUAAUUGUAAACACUCUGAGGAUGUUGCCAUCAAAUGUUUCAAAAAAGGUAAAUACAACCUUAUCAUCAGCCACAAAUAUACCUCCAACUUGAACAAGAAACCAAAAUUGUAA
Acanthosepion pharaonis is the source of this 471-nucleotide messenger RNA. Lineage: Eukaryota; Metazoa; Mollusca; Cephalopoda; Sepiida; Sepiidae. The record is from the annotation of a GenBank genome assembly.